CCGCCUGAAAGCUCAUCCAGCUCCUGCAGCCAGAUGCUUGUCCCCUCACAUCAGGGAUCUCACUAGGUCGCAUCACAUCACAAUCCCCACGGUCAUUUCGCACUCACCCUCCAUACUACGCCAUGGCCGACGCAGCAGAGGAAUCGACACACGUCUCCGAACCCCUCGACCUGGUGCGUCUGCUCCUGGACGAGGUGGUCUUUGUCAAAUUGCGAGGCGAUCGCGAGCUUAAGGGACGGCUUCACGCCUACGACAGCCAUUGCAACCUUGUGUUGGGCGAAGUCGAAGAAACCAUCUACGUCGUCGACGAGGAGGAGGAAAGUGACGAGGUAAAGGUACGUUCGGCCUACGUCGUCGGUCGGCGGAAGUUACGGUGGACCUAAUGAUGGGGAGCAGACCGUUAGCAAAAAGUCCGAGAUGC
Molecule: messenger RNA, 421 nt
Organism: Sodiomyces alkalinus F11
Lineage: Eukaryota; Fungi; Ascomycota; Sordariomycetes; Glomerellales; Plectosphaerellaceae
Exons: 2
Coding region: 123-383 (86 amino acids)
Biological process (GO): mRNA splicing, via spliceosome; P-body assembly
Cellular component (GO): precatalytic spliceosome; P-body; U6 snRNP
Molecular function (GO): RNA binding
Source: RefSeq, a predicted model, not a curated record